AUGGUAUGUGAACUUGCACCAAUAACUAAGCUACCUCUUGGGAGUAAUUCUUCUUUUAUAGCCUUGAUUCCGAAAUCCAUUAAUGCAGUCCAUCCCUCUGAUUUCCGCCCCAUAAGUCUUAUGAAUGCUCUAGUGAAAUUGUUGUCCAAAGUGCUAGCAACCAGGUUAAAAUCCUUCAUGCCUCUACUGAUUUCUCAUAACCAAACGGCUUUCAUCAAGGGGAGGCAGAUCUCUGAUGGUAUCCUUAUUACUAGUGAGAUUGUAUCUCUACUACAAAAACAGAAUCUUAGUGGGUCAAUCUUUAAAAUAGACUUUGAGAAGGCAUUUGAUCGGGUGAGAUGGGACUUUGUGCUUGAUGUUCUGUCUGCUUUGAACUUCGGUGCGAAAUGGAUUUCCUGGGUGAAAAGUAUAUUUUAUUCAUCCCGCAUUUCAGUGCUGGUGAAUGGUUCCCCGACGGAGGAAUUCGCCCCCUCGCGAGGCCUCCGCCAAGGGGACCCUUUAUCUCCGCUACUGUUUAACUUAGUGGGGGAGAGUCUUUCUUGCCUUCUGAAUAUAGGUGUUCGGAACUGCAUUUUUAGUGGUAUCUCUCUCUUUGGUGGGAAGGAGAUCAUCACUCAUCUGCAAUUUGCAGAUGAUGUGAUACUUUUUUUGCACAAUGCGGAUGCAUCUAUCAUAGGUAUUAAGCGAAUUCUGCAGUGUUUCCAAUUACUUUCAGGAAUGAAAGUUAAUUUCACUAAGAGCCAUUUAUAUGGCUUCCACAUUCCCCAAUCUCGGAUUGACAAAUGGACCUCAUGUCUUGGUUGCAUGUCAGGGAAACUACCUUUUUCUUAUCUGGGAGCCACUAUAGGGGCCUCUCCCACUUCAGUUAAGUUUUGGGAACCACUUCUCGCGAGAUUGAGAAAGAAACUAGGCAACUUUGAAGCGACAUGCAUUUCUAUGGCUGGUCGUUUAAUCCUUCUAAAAGCAGCCCUUGAUAGCGCCCCCAUUUACUGGCUCAGUUUAUAUAAACUCCCAACGUCAGUGCUAAAUAGCCUAGAGCGUAUGAGAAGAUCUUUUCUAUGGGGCGAUACUCCUGUGCAUAAAAAACUGCACCUUCUUAACUGGGAGCGUGUUUGCAAAAGUAAGGCGAAUGGUGGUUUGGGUUUAUCUUCUAUCAAACUCCAGAAUAGUAUUCUCCUUGCAAAAUGGUGGUGGAGAGCAUACAGUGAGAGGGGCUCUUUCUGGAAUCGUAUUUUUGUGGGGUGCUAUGGAAAUCUUUGGUCGUUCGAUUUGAAAAGUCUCAACCCUAAGCGUUGUUCACCAAUUGUGCGCAGUAUUUUAUCCAUCACUAAGGAACGGAAUCUCCAGUCUGUUUUUGACAGAAGCAAUUUUAAGUGGAUUUGUGGUGAUGGCCUUAAAAUUUUAUUUUGGGAAGAUGUGUGGGUUUUCGAGCAGUCUCUGGCUGAUAGGUUUCCUACCCUGUAUGGUAAAUCGACCAAGCAAUACUCUUCAGUUGCAUCGUUAUUAGACUUCUUCAGAACCUCCCCAAGGUGUAACACUCUUUGGUCCUCCCCUUUAGAUGUAACUCAGCUGAGGAACCUUGACACCCUGGUUUCUAUGAUCAGUAGUGUCUCCUUGAAUGGCCGGGUAGAUCGAAUUUGUUGGCUCCCUUCUGGUAGCGUCUUCUCCACCGUCCUGGCUAGGAAAUACCUUUGUGAUGAACCUUCUACUAAUAUGCUAAAUGCGGCGAUGUGGAAUAAAGUUUGGCAGUUGAAAGCUCCACCCAAAACCAUCCUCUUUCUCUGGAAGCUGGUGGGGGGCUUUCUUCCUACGAACCUCCUUCUCAGCCAAAGAUUACAUGACUUUAACCCUCAAUGCAGAUGGUGUACCAAUGCACCCGAAUCAAUCACUCAUAUUUUUUGGGAAUGUGAUCUUGCCAGAUGGACUUGGAGUUAUGUACAGUCUUGGUGGAGCAUUAAGGAAGUUCACUUCUCUAAGUUCGGUUUCAAUCUCUGUUAUAUCCUUAGUUUGUUUAAACCCAAGUUCAUUAAGUGUAUAUGGGAGCUAGUUGUUGUAGCUGCGUUAUGGUCGAUUUGGCUCGGGAGAAAUGAACUCAUCUUCAACAACGUUAGAAUCUCCAAGAACAAUCUUCAAGAUCUCAUUUUCUUUAGGGUUUCUAAGUGGGGUAACGCAUCCAAGCUUAUACUGUUUGACCAUGUUCCGGUAUGGAGGGUUAAUCCAGUAGGGACCAUCCAUGUUUAUCACCAUUUGGAUAAGUCGAACUACUGGGAAAUUCGUCGUAACAAUUUUCACGUAAUAUGCAUGGUAGAUGCUGCAUGGGGUCUAAGUGAUUGGGGCGACUCACGUGGAGGUAUAGGUGGCUUAAUAAGGAACAAUGUAGGUCACAACCUUUAUGUAUUCUCUGGGCCCUCCAAAGCUUUAUCAAUUCUGGAGGCGGAGGUUGAAGCCAUUUUGCAUGCAUUAAUCACGGUUAAGUUAUUGAGUUUGAAGCAUCUCAAAGUGGUUGUUUGCUCUGACUCAGCUUCAGCUAUUAAUAUCAUUUAUGAAGGGGUCGGUCGAACAUUCCCUUUGCUGGAAUCUGGGUUUGACUAUCAAACUAUGCUGCACGAUUCGGUAUGUCUGAACUAUGUUCCAUCUAUUAUAAAUGAUGAAGCAGACCUUUUAGCUAAGCAAGGAAUUAAUAAGACCCACUUCUUCAAUCAUUGGGCCAAUAGGGACUUCUACGUUGGCAGGCCCACAUCUGAAUAA
Molecule: messenger RNA, 2748 nt
Organism: Daucus carota subsp. sativus
Lineage: Eukaryota; Viridiplantae; Streptophyta; Magnoliopsida; Apiales; Apiaceae
Exons: 1
Coding region: 1-2748 (915 amino acids)
Molecular function (GO): nucleic acid binding; RNA-DNA hybrid ribonuclease activity
Source: RefSeq, a predicted model, not a curated record